GGCAAGAUCCCAAGUUGUUUGACUUUAAAAAGGCUUCUGCUUUAUUUUAAAUUACUCCGAUGGAUUUUUAUAUGUAUUGAUAGAAUGUUUGUUUUAAAUUGUUUUGAAAAUGUUGUAUAUUCGGAUACCAAUCCAGUGGCACACCGGUCCGCGGUCUCACGGGUUUGGGUUACGCGGGUUGGGGUGUUACAUUUUGGUAUCGGAGCAUUUGGUUUUAAAAUCGGUCUUUGGACCCUUUCAAAAUAAAAUACAAUGAACAAUUCAGCCGCAUCUGCAUCUCACGUAACUCCUCUGCCCCGGGAAGAAUGAGUCAAGAAUCGACCCAUGGUCAGUACGUUCCGGAGCCGGAGCACGUGAGCGUGCACACGGUGAACACCGAGGGUUCGAGUUUCAUGCCUCCGAGUGACGGAGGGCAGCAACAGAAUCAACCUGAGCCAGCGGGACAGCCACCAGCUGUACCACCGCCAGUCGUACCACCUCUAGUGAUGCCACCGUUGGCGAUACCGCAGGUGGCCUACGAGCAGAUGUUCCCGGCCAUGAUGGCCCAUUAUAUGCAGCACAUGGCGCAGCUUAUGCCCAUGUUCCAGCCGCCACCACCGCAGCCGCAGCCGCGCAUCGUUACCUUCAAGACAUUGAAGGAUAAUGGAGCGGAAGAGUUUCGAGGAGACAAGAUGGGGGAGCCCCAGAUUGCGUUGGAUUGGCUUGAGCAGAUGGACCGGGUACUCAAGAAUUUGAGAGUCCCUGAUGCUGAUCGCUCGGAGUUGGCGUCACAGAUGUUCUGGAAGGGAGCAUAUGAUUGGUGGAAGCGCAUUGACCAAGAUCAACACACGCCCAAGCCUUGGACCAGGGAUCGCUUUGAUCGAGCUUUCACGAAGGAGUACGUCCCCAUCCGGUACCGCGACGAGAGGCGCGAUGAGUUCGUUGCGCUUAAGGAGGAGGGGAUGUCACUGCCUGAACUGAGACAGAUGUUUGACUACCUGUCCCAGUAUGCGACGAGUCUGGUCUCCACUCCGGAGGAUCGUUUGAAUGAGUUCGCCAAGAAGCUACGGCCGGACUUGAGGCCGUACGCCGCGCUGAUCACGACGACAGAUUUUAAUGCGGCGUAUGAUUUGAUUGUGAAGACGGCGAAGAGCUUGGACGAUUUGCAGGCGACCAAGAAGGAGGAUCGAGCGACGAAAGACCCGCGACCCGCGGCCAGCACCGGGCCGAGCGGGAAGAGUUUUGAAUUCGGGGGAAAGAGGCACGAGAAGGGUUCUUCGAGUGCGCCGCCGCCUAAGAGGAGUAAGUCGAAGCCGUCUCUGUCGGCCGCCGCUAGCAACGCGAUCAGAACGAGGAGCCACCCGCAGUGUGUACAGUGUGGUAGGCAUCACCCGGGCGAUUGUUGGCUCGCCCAAGGCUUAUGUUUGGGUUGUGGCCAGCCAGGGCAUUUCAGGAGGCAUUGCCCGACAAACCCUAGCAGCGAGCCUGUUUUUCCUAGAGCUCCGGAUCAGCCUGCCACAUCGCAUCCAGCACGGAGUCAGCAGUCUACAACCGCAAAUAAUCAGCAGAGACCACGUCCGCAGCAGUCAGGCCGUGCACCAGCGCGUACCUACGCCAUGCAGGGGCGCACAGAUCCUAGUCCCGAUGUUAUCUUGGGUACGUUCAUACUAUUUGAUUCGGUUAUGCAUGCCUUGAUCGAUCCGGGUUCCACGCUCUCCUAUAUCUGUGUUGGCAUGCCUGUUAAUUCUGCGAUCGUGAGGAGUGACCUUGAGAUACCUACCGUUGUAUCGAAUCCGCUAGGACAUAGCAUGCAUCUUCAUCACAUCUAUCAUAGGUGUCCGUUGUCCGUGCAAGGGAAGCAAUUCCCUGCAUAUUUGAUAGAGCUACCACACAAGGAGUUUGACAUUAUCCUUGGUAUGGAUUGGCUCACCGAGCAUAGAGCAGUGGUCGACUGCAGUUGUCGGACCGUACGGCUGAGAGCCGAGGACGGUAGCGACGUAUCACUCUCCGGGGAGGUGUUCCCCAAGGCUCCCGAGUUCAUAUCGUCCUUGAGUGCGAGGCGCUUGAUUCACAAGAAGUGCGAGAUGUUCUUGUGUCACGUUCAGGAUAUGCAAAAAGAAUCACCACGUGAGCAGGACAUUCGUACGGUUUGCGACUUCCCCGAUGUCUUUCCCGAAGACCUUCCUGGUUUGCCUCCGCCGAGAGAGCGCUUCAGUAACAUAGAUGAGGACUACGAUGUUCUGAUUAUGAGACUGUUACUUCUUGACGAAGGCUAUGUCUAGAAUAUCCCUAGUCGCACUUUAUGAUAAUACGGACGUCAUAACGUAUCAAGACUAGUACGUACGAGAUGAGAUAGUUGCGUCUCAUAGACUAUAGGUAUUGU
This is a messenger RNA of Cuscuta campestris, 2362 nucleotides long. Lineage: Eukaryota; Viridiplantae; Streptophyta; Magnoliopsida; Solanales; Convolvulaceae. The record is from the annotation of a GenBank genome assembly.